AUGAGCAGAUUCGUUGCACCACUGUACGUCACACCUGCCACGGAGAAGGGCAUCAGAUGCUUCCAUGUUCUCAACCAGAAACAAUUGGAAAUCUUGGUCAACGAAAAGACAAAGUAUGCGAUCAAAGGCGAUACGGAUACGGAAAAUGUCAAGUUGAUCAAGGAGAAGACCCGCAACAUUGUGACGAAAUGGUUCUCGCAGAUACAAAUCACCGAACCAGAGUAUAUAUUGGUCCUUGGUCCAGCUGAAACCCUCAUGGAACGGCUGAGAAAGACAAUGGCACCAUGGAUCGUGAGCUCCUCGAUUGAUGCCUAUUCCACUUGGACAACCAUGCCUCGAGAUGAGACGGAAAACAGACUUAAGCACGUAGUUCGCACGAGCAUCACCUUCUGCACCUUUUCCUCUGGGAGUAGUAACACAAGUGAGAUGGCCAGACGUGACGGGGAAGCUUCCGAGACGGAGCGUAUAACAGACAGUGAGAUCAUGAGCAUGGACGAACCUCAUGUCUUUGGUAUCCUUUCCAUUGUUCCAAAAGACAAUACAAAAGAUAUGAGAAAUACAGAUCACAAGAUUGUUGUCCCUGAUGAAAUAUCAGAGGAAAAAUCAUCAUCUGAUGCACAUCCCGGGGAAAUGCGGGAACUCUCGAAGGACGAGGAAUCUAUCCAACUGUUGGAUGCCUACAUGAGAGGGCUCCGCAUUCAUGGCCAAAAGGACUCAAGAGGAAUCUCAACGCAGGAUAGUUCUAUGAUAAUGAAACCACAUGUCAGCACUAACGAAGAGAACAACAGUGCUUGCCUUUUCUGCAGCUGCAGAAAAGGCAGGGACACUCCAGAACCGAGAUUGAUGCUCCACUCCGCUAAAUUGCAAGAGCUCAAGCGGGAAGGGAAGAAAUUCGUGGCACCACUGUACGUCACACCUGCCAUGGAGAAGGGCAUCAGAUACUUCCAUGUUCUCAACCAGAAACAAUUGGAAAUCUUGGUCAACGAAAAGACAAAGUAUGCGAUCAAAGGCGACACGGAUACGGAAAAUGUCAAGUUGAUCAAGGAGAAGACCCGCAACAUUGUGACGAAAUGGUUCUCGCAGAUACAAAUCACCGAACCAGAGUAUAUAUUGGUCCUUGGUCCAGCUGAAACCCUCAUGGAACGGCUGAGAAAGACAAUGGCACCAUGGAUCGUGAGCUCCUCGAUUGAUGCCUAUUCCACUUGGACAACCAUGCCUCGAGAUGAGACGGAAAACAGACUUAAGCACGUAGUUCGCACGAGCAUCACCUUCUGCACCUUUUCCUCUGGGAGUAGUAACACGAGUGAGAUGGCCAGACGUGACGGGGAAGCUUCCGCGACGGAGCGUAUAACAGACAGUGAGAUCAUGAGCAUGGACGAACCUCAUACAAAAGAUAUGAGAAAUACAGAUCACAAGAUUGUUGUCCCUGAUGAAAUAUCAGAGGAAAAAUCAUCAUCUGAUGCACAUCCCGGGGAAAUGCGGGAACUCUCGAAGGACGAGGAAUCUAUCCAACUGUUGGAUGCCUACAUGAGAGGGCUCCGCAUUCAUGGCCAAAAGGACUCAAGAGGAAUCUCAACGCAGGAUAGUUCUAUGAUAAUGAAACCACAUGUCAGCACUAACGAAGAGAACAGCUGCAGAAAAGGCAGGGACACUCCAGAACCGAGAUUGAUGCUCCACUCCGCUAAAUUGCAAGAGCUCAAGCGGGAAGGGAAGAAGUUCGAUCAUAUCUUUGUUUUCGGGGUUCAUGCUCUUGGCCGGGCUGGGGAUAGCCUCUGGAUUGAUGACGUAUACGAUGUACACUUAGGGCAUGUUGAUGGACAUUUUUGGAUAUUCACCAUGGACGAUAAACUUCCGGGAAACGCGGAUAAAUUGCUCAGCACUUCCUCUCGAAAGAAAGUUGGGAGAGCGACUGAGGAAAUAAAACAAGGGAGGGGAUUAACAUGGAUCCAUCAAGCUCAAGAAUACAUUAAGAGAACUUACCCUGACUGGGAAAACGACAAAACAACUCGCCUGGUUCCACCAGUGGAAGAUAAACGCGAAUGGGUCAAGGUAUCCAAAACUCCUGGAGAAAACUCCAAGAGGCAGCUCAUUCUUCGCCUGUAUCAGUUAGGACAGAGAAACAAAUUGCCAAUGUUCAUCACGUACAACCGGAACUUUGUCCAUCUCAUCGAGAAGGGGGAUGCGGAAAAAAAUGAGGGCAUCCUGGAACGAGGAGUUCAGGAUAUCGUCUUGAUACACUGCACUUUAGGAGCUAUUUUCAUUCAAGUGAAAAAUCUGGACACCAAAGAGACAGAGAAGAAUCGCGGCGAAGCAGUGGCGAGGAACAUUAAAGCCGCAGUGGCGAGGAACAUUAAAACAGCCAGAGAGCAGCUUCAGAAGGAUGUCCGCAGCCUGAAAACCGCCAUGAGAAAAAGCGGCCUGGAAGACGCAAAGAAGUUUCUCUGCAUACGAGUAAUUGCUCUACCGAACGUGAAGAGAUGCGAAAUCAAAGACUCGUCUCCCAAAGACUUGUCACCCAGUGAUCACCCCGUGUUCUUGUGCGAAGAAGAGUACCAGUCAGCAGUAGCACUUGAGCGGUGGUGGCAGAAACGCAUCCUCCCUCCCAAUCAUCAAGAAAGAUCCACCGUCAAUUCCAAGGUUUAUCUCCAACUUCUGGCAAUAUACAUCGCUCCCGUGUACGCACUUCCGGCCUAUGCUGCCCGAAGGACAAAAACGAAGCUGAACUUAUUCACCAAAGACAAGUUGGGCAUGUUGGUGAACGGUCCGAGAAAGUUUGUGCUGAAAGGAGCGGCCGGAACUGGGAAAACAUGGUUACUUCAGGAAAAAAUUCGGGCUAUCGUUGGAUCUUGGUUCUCUCUUGGACCAAUCGAGGACAAGGAUGAAAAGGUCCUUCUUGUCUGUUGGCAUCGCCUUCUGGUCGAUCACUUUAGAGAGAACCUUUUCGACCUCCUGCUUGAGUCAGCAAUGGCUGUACUCGGCAAAUGGGUUGACAGUAACGACGAGAAGGAGAAACGACGGGUCCGGGAUAUUCUAUAUAAGAAUAUUAUCAUCUGCCACUUGGGUGUCGGUAUGAGAGAAAUAGGGUCUCUCGCCAUGGAAGCAAAUAAUGCAAAAGAAGAACCAGGACCAAGACACGACGGGUCAGGAAGCGAUAAAAUCCGGGAAGCGAAUCUCGCAACAAGGAUUGUAUAUGCAAGUUGGGAGGCAUUCCUAUUCUACGAGCUCCUUCGAAGCGCAGUGGCUGCCCCUCGACCAGGAGAGGAUGAGAGAUGGCAGCAGAAAACGAAGGAAAUCGGAAGUCUCUUCCUGGACUUCACGCCAUCGACUGCGGCCUUGAACGUCUUGGCUGACAAAGUCGGAGUCAUGACGUCAAAAGAAGGCCUCGAUUUCCAGCUCAUCAACAGAGGAAGUGUGAGUCGAUCGAUGCUGGGAAUCAGCAGAAGGUUAUUCGAAUGCUUAGCCCUUGUGAAGGAACUGCUUUCAGCUAAACAGUAUGGCGUUUUGGAGGAGGAGGCAAGUUCAUCCAUGGAGGACGUAAGAACGAUCUUCCAGACCGAAAAGCCUCCUUUUCAUCACAUAUUUGUGGACGAAGCAGAAGAUCUUUGCUCUAAUUUUGAAGAUCACUGGUCGAAUUCUUUCCGUUCGCUUUACGAAGGUACAGGAUUCUUCUGGCAGGCCUAUGACCCCCUUUCCCUGAGAGAGAUUCCAGUAGCGUUGAAAGAGGAAGUGGAAGCGGCACACACGCUAUACGAAGUUAUGAGAAACCCAAGAUACGUGAUGGAGACGUGGGCUAGAGACAAGACGCUCUGGAGCGAAUGGGACUCGACCCGUUCCGGUUCCCAUCACCCGAAGUAUGCAAGAGAAGAAAUCCGGUUGGGGCACGAUGUCAUGGGCCCCAAAGUGGAAAAGUUCCACGUCUCCAGUCGAAUUCUUGAUGAAAAAAUCCAGGGAAUACUAAAAGACAAGUUUGGAUGCGGGGCAUACGUCGAAGAUAUCGCCAUCCUCUUCGUCGCUCAAAAAGAUUUUCACGUUCACGGAGAACGGCUGAGGAGAGAAAUAGGGGAGAGACUCCAGAAAUCUUUCAACACCGCCUGCGUUGUCGUCGAUGAAGCCGAUUCCUUCAAGGGCCUGGAGGCCGCCAUAGUGUUCUUGAUCAUCAACAAAAGAGAAAAGAGAGGGAUUAGUUUCUACUUGGGAGCAUCUCGAUGCACCUCCCACCUCAUCCAGCUCGUCUUGGAAACCAGCGAAGAAGAAGACGCUGCUGCAGAACUGGAACUCGCCAAGUUCAUUCGCCAAACGUUUCUCCAUAAAGUAAGAGAGAAAGAUAAAGACGCACUUGAAGUAGAAUGUCGCCGAUUGCAUUUCAAGGAAUAGCCGGAAGCGGAACCCGGACGGCCAUGGAGUUACAACGAACGCCUUCACAACAUGCUCUGCAAGUGGUCCGUGUGAUUCUGGAUGUGCGGAGACCCUGGGAUGCCGAAGCCCAUUUCUCUCCAUCAGACCAUGUCAUCUUUGUCUCUUUCCAUGCUGGUCGGCGGAAGAAUCGAGCAAGUGUGCUCGACCUCCAACUGGUCUCCCGACAAGUUCAUCCCUCCCGCCAAAAUUUUGCCGUCGUGGCUCCCUUCAUGAAAUAUGAUUUCACUUUGUCUCCCGGUUCCAUGAUCACGAGAAAUACUUUCAAUUAUGUGCAUUUCGGAAGCUGCAAUAUCAACUUUUUUUUACUGACGUGAUAUUUUGCUCAAAUCCGUUGCUUGCCCUCCAUAGGAAACGGAGAACUCCAUCACAAACGUUCGUGUCUCCUCCCUUAACAAAUUAAUGAUAUUCAAUGAAAAUUAGUGUCAUUCUACGUGAAAAUAAGACAAUAAAUAUGAUUACUUCUU
Darwinula stevensoni is the source of this 4880-nucleotide messenger RNA. The record is from the annotation of a GenBank genome assembly. Lineage: Eukaryota; Metazoa; Arthropoda; Ostracoda; Podocopida; Darwinulidae.